This is a messenger RNA of Cercopithifilaria johnstoni, 1131 nucleotides long. The record is from the annotation of a GenBank genome assembly. NCBI's taxonomy places the organism in Eukaryota, Metazoa, Nematoda, Chromadorea, Rhabditida, Onchocercidae.
AUGUCUAAUUUACAACAACAAGAUCAGGCAACUGGUAUAACUGCUGCUAAUGGUGAUGGUAAUAUAUUUUAUCCAAAAUUAAGCGGCAUCUCAACAACUAAACCAUCACAAUUACUAUCAACAACAUUAGCUGAUCAAACACUAUAUGAGAAUUAUAAUUUGAAAUGGGAUGAAGCUUCAUUAGAACAGAAAAUGGCAGCACUAAAAUUGGAAACCCAAAAACAGUUACUCAAUGAAUUUAUGCUUCGAAAAGCUCAAAUGCAAAAUGUUCCAUUAACUUAUCCGACCGAAAUUCAUCUUCGUACACCAAAAGCGCCAAGUCAACGAAAUCGUGAAUUGUAUAAGACAGCAUUAUGUGAUUUUUGGAGCGCUGGAAUACCAUGCCGAUUUGGUGAACGUUGUUGGUUUGCACAUGGUCCACAUGAACUUCGUAUUGCACGUUUUGUUUAUCCUGGUUUGCAUCCAUACGAUUAUGAAGUUCGUAUGAACACUCCAAAUGCAUUAUCAUCAAUUUAUGGACGACGUCUCUGGAAUAUGGAACAAAGUUAUCCAGCAGCUAAUGCACAACCUACAACGAUCACUCCAAUGGGCCAAAAUGUACCAAUUGGUUAUGAACGCAAGCUUCGUCGCAUAUCACCGAUUCAUGAGAAUGCGAAUUCGAAGAGUUGGAAUACAACACAACGUGUAUCGGAUGGUGAUUCCGGUAUCGGAAGUACAGGCACUAAUAAUUCACCAGAAGUAAAUGCAAAAUAUAGGGAAAACACGAAUGUAGCAAAUUAUCAAUUUUCCCCAUUUCAUGAAACACCAUUAACCAAUGAGAACAGAAUAGUACCAUCGCAUCUUCAACGUCCAUUGGAUACAUUGACAUUUACAAAUCGGGAGCAAUCAGAUUUCUCAAGAAACGAAGCAUAUAAUCACUGGUUAAGUACCGGAACAAUACAGAAAAGCAGUAUAUCGUUAACAUCGGGUUUAGAACAGACGAGUUGGUGGCCUGACACAAUCAAUAAUGCAUAUCCUUUCAUUAAUCGUCCAAGCCAAAACACUCAGCUUAAUCACAAUGCGGCAGAAUCGACGAAUGAACCAUGCUAUUCAAUGUGUAUUGAAGCAACGGUCGACAAAAUUGAAGUUUAA